CUUGCUUUGUGGUGUUCCAGACCAUCUCCGAAUGAGUCAACUGUCUCGCGUAUUUCGCCGCAUUCACCUACUGGACACUUGAAGAAAGGCAGCUUUACACCUGGAUUGCAGUUUCUUCCAUGCCUUUGCCCUUCCCGACCUUGGCGCCCACUCUCGAGUGGGCUGCAAGCUCGCCAACAUCCUUUCUACUCGACUGUUUCCCAGCACUUCCGCCGCUUCCUUGACAUCCCCAAGCCCUCGACGCCAAACAAUGCCUCCUGCCUCCUCAGUUCGCGCACGUAUUGAGCAGAUUGACCGGAGAAACGUCAUCUCCGCGGGGAGUACCGGGCUGAUAGAACACCUCCCGUGUGGGAACGUGAGGAAAUGCGUCUACUCAGACCGGGACUACGAGGUCUGCCUUCGAGACCUUGAGCGCGAGUUUCGAGUCUACCAGAAACUGCCGCAACACGACCGGCUAUUGCAGCUCAUCAGAUACUCUCCCGAAGAAGGCCUCGUCCUCCAGUACAUGCCUAGAGGUAACCUACGAGACCAUCUUCCCAAGGCUGCCUCCGCCGCCACUGCCAUCACGCUUCACGAGCGGCUGCAGUGGGCUUGUGAUGCUGCCGAAAGUCUGCAUCUCCUCCAUUCCCACGGAAUUAUCCACAGCGACCUCAAGCCCGAAAACUUCCUGCUGGAUUCCAACUCGAGACUCAAGAUCAUCGACUUCUCGGGCUCUUCUUUCGACGGAAUUGUAGGAUCUGCAAUUGAGAGCACCAGGUUCUUCCUCCCACGACCGUUAAAGGAGCCGCCAACUGUCAGGACCGAUCUUUUUGCCCUCGGCUCUACCAUUUCCGAGAUCAUGACGAGUAGACCGCCAUACGACGACCUCUCGGAUGAUGAAGUGGAGGCUCGCUAUUCCCAGCAAAUCUUCCCGAGCGUACAGGAGCUCCCGUGCGGGCAGCUGAUCAUGGAUUGCUGGCGCUGUGAGGUGCAAACGGCAGAGGAAGCCAUGAAGCGGCUCAAGGCAGAGUUGGAAAGUGCCCUGGCAGCAUCGGAUCCCGCGAGUUCAUGCCGCUCUUCUCCUCCGACCACGCGCCCUUAACUUGCUGCGUUUGUCCCAUGUCGCGACAUCUCUUACAAAGGAUGCGUUCCCAACGAGUCGCCCAGCGACCAAGGCUACCUUAAGAUGCAACAACGAGAAGGUCGAGUUUUGCUCCAGACGCCCACACCUCACGUCUCUCAGCUGUGGGAGCGGCGCGCACCCCUGCAUCCCUGCUAUCUCUGCUCACGCUAGAACGGCUUGCAAAGCCUUAUACACUAUUACGGGGAUUCCUGGCUGCUGGAAUGUAAACCUGACCUCACACUGCAGAUCCAUCACACGCAAUGGAUGGAUGUGUCGAGUUUGAUACCGGCCUAACUGAGAACACCAACUAGUGCUGGAAACGCUAAACCCUGAUGUGCUCGAGCCCUACGUCUCGACGGUCUAGUUGAAUUAGGAAGUUACUUGUGUACUCCAAGGGCCGGCUGGUUUGUUUUGGCACCGCAGCAAUUUGAAAACUUCAGGUAGG
Molecule: messenger RNA, 1547 nt
Organism: Thermothielavioides terrestris NRRL 8126
Lineage: Eukaryota; Fungi; Ascomycota; Sordariomycetes; Sordariales; Chaetomiaceae
Exons: 2
Coding region: 251-1081 (276 amino acids)
Biological process (GO): protein phosphorylation
Molecular function (GO): ATP binding; protein kinase activity
Source: RefSeq, a predicted model, not a curated record